CCUCUUGCUAGAGCCACGGUCUGGCGUUUUCUGCCCUCGAGCCCUAGAGUCUCUAGCCCCACGGUGGAAAUCCAUUUCCUGCCUGUCUAUCCGAAGUAGUUCCAUGGCCAAGAGCUUCGUUUCCGACUUAGUGAUCUCCCCGCAGAGGAAACUAGAUCCCUCAGAGCUCCGUUUUCUAUUAUAUGAACGAAGUUAAUGACUCAUGUGGCCUCACUGCUAAAAGACGCCAAGGAGAGUUUCUGAAAGGACUUCUGUAAGAUACAAGGGGUUGAGCACGCGAGAGUUAAGUGUGAUGGCCCCUGCUGGGAAGUGUCCGCUUACGGGGGUGCUUUUCAAACCCUUGCAAACUUCGAAAGACAUUCUGAGCCCCUCUAUUAGUAGGAAUGGCUGCCGUGGCUUCAUAGUCCUUAUGUAAUCAUCGCAUCCCUAUUAUGUGGUGGAUGCAGGAGGCAGAUACUAUCCUAUUUCACAGACCAGGAAACAGCUCGAGAACACAAAACCCUUCAGAAGGAAGGAAGGACGAAUCCUGACCCGCUCCCAAAACGAAGCUUCUAACGAACAGUCUUUGGUCACACCCAGGACACAGCCUAGAUUCGCGUAUGUCAGGGUAUCUUUCUCUCCAACCAGAAAACCAAAGAGCUGGCUGGGCUGAGCCAAGCUCUGGCCAAGGGCUCCUGACAGUUACCAGCUCCGCGUGCUGUCACUGCUACCCCCAACCCCCAGUCCAGUCCAGUCCACCGUUUCUGAUCUGGACGGUAGCAAUUCGAUUGCAGCCUGAGACAUCUUAUAACUGGAAUCAGUGGGUCACGCCACUUCUCUGCUGCUUCUAAUCACACUGACUGCUAAAUCUAAACGACACAGAGCUUGUCUUAAAUUUCUUUUUAACUUUAAUACUAACGAUGCCCGUUUCUUACGGUUUUUGGAAGACUUAAAAAGUAUGGUAUACCGUAAUGAAAAAUUCUACAGUAGACCAAGGGGACCCUGGGGCAGGACAAGCAACGUUCUUAAGCGUGGAUUCCUUUACGUUGGGACACAGGAGAAGUUAGGGUGAAUCGUUUGAUGUAAAAGGCUUGACUACAUAAUCUACAUCUGCCCUAAUGCUGUCAUCUGGAGUAGAGACUCAGCCAGUUCCACUUGAUUCCUCCAUGUCUGCCGUGGUACAGGAAUUAUACUCUGAACUCCCAGUAAGCGUCUCCAAAGAGCUUCAUGCUGACCCUGAGCCAAGUGUGAUUCCAGAUGUAAAACCUGGAGCCUCAAGCUCUCUUUUAAGUCAGAGUAGGGCAUUGCCCUUGGAGCUGCAGAGGACUCAUGCGGAGAGUUGUUGUGAAGAAAACUAUGAGACCUUGGAUCAUGGGAGUGAGCCUGGGCGAUAUGGGCUAGUGGACUCCACAGCAGGAGGUUCUGUGGCUUCUGGGAUCUUGGAUAGGGCAAACAGAAGCAAGAGCAUGGAGCCAAAGGUCUUCAGAGAUCAAGGGGGGCAGGCGAAAAUUAUAAAAGAACCCUCUGAGGGAACAAAGGAAGAUCCACAUCAACAUUCCACAGCUGCUGAAGAAAAGAUUAGCCCAAGUCAGGAGGAUAUCCUGAUGCAGUCCAGCAAAGAACUUUUACACGUGGACCUCCCUGAAGAUUUUCUAAGGAGCAAAGAAGGAAAUGUACAAAUUACCACUGAAACUCUGCUAAAAUCUACCGAAGUACAAGGUAUGAAGACAAGUGGGACUAAGAUGGAUAAUAAUGAAGGACACAAAAAUGGCAAUGUGAUCUGUCAGCUGGAUGAUCUCUCAGCUGGAUGCAGUGAAUUCCCAGAGGUAGACAAAAUCAUGACCAGUGAUGAGGUUUCAGAAACCAGGACAUUAGUUACCCUAGAACCUUUAACCUUUGUGGACCCUGGAUUAACAGAAGCAACUCCUAAAGAAGAAGAAUGUGAAGAAUUAAAAAGUUGUCCUUGGUUGUCAUUACCAGGAAACAGUGCCAUUUCUGAUGUGGACAAUAGGAAGGAAGAGUUGUGUAAACUAAACCUUGUCUGUGAGGCAGAUGACAAUCACCAACAAAUUCAUGGCCACCGUAAUGAACAACCCAGUUCUGCAUGUGAUAAUCCCACAGCCACAAGCCCCUUGAAAGAAAACUGUGAAGUUUCAUGUUUCACAUCAGACUUGUCUGGUUCAGAAUCCAGAACAGUAUCCUUAGAAAACUGUGGUUUUGAAGGUGAUGGUUUGCUAAAGAGAUCUGCUGAAAAGACAGACUAUUCUUAUUUUUAUGGGGGAGAUGAUCAAAGGAAGAACUUGCCUUCUAGAGAAAAAAAUAAAGAACAGCUUUUGAUUCCCAGGAGUGAAAGAGAUGGACCUUUUCUUAUUAAUGCCAGGCAACCAGAAAAGGAGAUUAGUGGUCGAUCUGGUGAAAAAGAGCCUAUUGUUUCCUCAAAAGAAAAUAUCCACAAUAACUGUUGCAUUCGGGACAGUCUCCAUACAGGGAGCUCUAGUUCUUUAAUGCCCAAUUCUUUUACUGAAGCCACAGAAGUAAUGUUAAAUAAGAAUGAUUUGAAAAUUACUUUACAUGUUCAAGGUAACUUAACGUACCCUGAGGACCAUAAAGAAAGCAGUUUUUCCUCCUUGAAGCACAUUGAAGAGCCAGAACAGACAACCCCUAUAGAGCCCAAUUUAUUAAGUAAAUCUUUUUACACUAAAAACUGUAACUCCUUAGUCACCAUCGAGAGAAAUCUGGAAAGCAACACCCAGUUAAAUGAAGCAUCAUGUAAUGAUUUUCUGUUUGAAAGAAAAUCCAUUGUGAGUUUAAUGCCAGAGGAUCAGAUAAGUCCUGUAAGUGAGAUAUUAAAACCCAAGAAAGGUACUGCUCUCUUACCACCAUCCCCAGAAUCUGAUUACAGACCUGAGUCAGAAAAAGUUAUACAGACUUCACAUGAUGAUAUUCCACUUUUAGAUGAACAGAGCAUAGCCUGUGAGAUGAAUGAACUUUCUUGUACCAAUGAACUGGUUGUAAACAAAGUGGAAAGUGAAUGUGUUUUAAAUCAACAAGUGUCCCUUAAUUCUCAAGACCAUGCAAAGUUGCCAACUGACUCUGUAAUGCAUUUAAACAAAGAGAUGCCUUUAAAAACAGGCAAAGAUGCCCAACAGAGCCAUCAUCCUCCAUUAGAGGGUGGAGCAGAUGUCACUGCUGAUAUACAAACCGUUCCCGUUCAGACAAAAAUGAAAGACAUCUCUUCACCAGGUAAUAAAACCUGUGGUGCCUCCUCAAACAGUCCCACCUUAAACAUCAAACCAGUAAGCCUAGAGAGAAAAAAAGAAAUGGCUGAUUCAGGAACAAAAGCUCUACAUUCCAGGCUUCUUUCAAAUAAGAGAGAAAUAGCUGGCUUUCCUCAAGUGGUCUCUGUCAUAGAAUGUCACAGUGUUCAAUCUCAGGAUAUCUCUAGCUGUCAUUGUAUAAGAAAACAUGUAUCUGAAGAAAACAUGUGUUCUGCUUGUGCGGCUUUCAAGUCCAGCAAAAUCAACCUGCAAGUUGAUAACUCUUUGAUAACAAAAUAUAAAAAUGCAUUUCAGCACAGUCAUCACCAUUGCCAAGGAGCAGGAGACUCUGUGGAAAAAAGCAGCUGUAAAGUGAGUUAUACAUCAGAGGAAAGGGAACUUGAUGGGAAAGAAACUAGUGGCAGCCUUCCAGGAGAUAAGAUCAGAAACAAACUGACAGCAGACUUGUUAAAUAGUGGAAUUUCAAACAAAACCAUUCACACCUUGAGUAAUAUCAAACCUAGUGAGGAAGGGCUGGAAGGAAAGGAGCAGGAUAUAUCCAAAGAAACUCUAUUUCGUAAGUAUAACAUCUCUGAUCAUGCUAUACAAGAACUAAACCAGACUGUACACAUUCCAAGUCCAGAAAAAAUGUUGGACCAGUCUCCUCCUGUUAUGUUCUCCAGUUUUAAAAACGUAAAAGCAGUUGAAACACUCAAUCAGGUCGGUCAUAAGGCAGAUGAAGUCCUUGACUCUCAGAGUAACCAAAACAGACCAGAUGAAUGCAGAAGUGAAGGUCAGUCAGCUAAGGAGACACUAGGUAGUGACCAGAGAGAGACUGUCACCAAGCUUCAGGGAGAGGCAAGCCACGACCAAAAAGAUCUGCUGGUCAGCUCAGGCAGUAAUAACUCACUACCUUGUGGUCCUCCAAAAAAAGGCAACUUGAAAGGAGACUUUGUCAAGAUUUCUGGUUGUGAUGAGUCCACAGAAGGUAUGGUAAAUAUCGUCUACACAGACUGUAGUAAUAAGCCUACAGAAGGUGUGCUGGACGUUAAAGCAUCUAAUCCACUGGAUUGUGCAAGGCAAGAGAGACUGGCAUUCCAAGACGACUCAAGGAGUACCUUGUAUCAAAGAGAACUGGAUGCUGCCCAUAUAGGAACAUUUGGCAAGGACUCCGAUUUCUCAGAUGCUGCUGCUUCUAUAGUGGGCUUUCUUGAACUGAAAAAAUCAUAUGAAGAAAACGUAUGCAGAUCUUUAAAAGACUGCGAAAUGGAAAAGUGUCCAGACUCUUGUGCCCAUGAGAUGGAGUCUGUUGCAGAUCAUGAACCAAAUAUAAGAAUAUUGGACAGAGUAAAUGUGUCUUUAAAUCAUAUCCAUUAUGGACAGCAAGAUAAAGAAACAUCUCUCAGAGAAACACAAGAAAUGACUGAAGGAUCAAUACUAGAAAUAAGCUCUGAGUUUGGCAAAGAAAGUACCUUUGGAAUUUCCUCAAAAGAGUUAAUGUCUUGCCAUGAUGAGAGCUCUGGUUCCCUAGGAAUCCUGAAAUCCAUUGAAAUAAUGCCUUCUCAAGAAAAUUUAGAAACUAAUAAUAACAGUGAAGAAACUGACCUGAAAAAUCUUUUUAAACCAAAAGAUGGUGAAAUGCUUUGUGAAAAUGCAAAGGACUGCCCAGUCCUUCCUGAGAUGAAGGAAGGAGUAUCAAGAGAUAGGAGUAAUUCUAGUGAUGGAGACAGCAUAUGUACCUGUGUGGAAAAGAAUGCUUGCAAAGCUUAUCACUCUCACGGGAAUUCCUCUGACAGAUACUUGCCUUUGACAGUGAAUACAGGAACUAAAGUGAAAGGAGAAGAAACUCAAGAGCAUCAAAGGGGACCACCUGUUGACUUAACUGUUGGGGACCAAUCUGAGGAGAUGGUUACCAGAGAAGCUGGUGGUGGCGAUCAUGUGAACAACAUCUCUCAGACCCACAUUAACUGCCAUAAGAUGCUUAGUCACGGUGAAAAACAGCAGAGCCCUGAGGUUUUGGACUACAAGUUGCAGAAAGAAGAGGAAUAUAUACAUCAAAAGGAAGCACAUAUGAUAUCGGAACAAUGCAUAUCAUCUAGUCUGUUGUUAGAUGAUGCACAAAAUAAGAACCAACCUAAGGUUGACAAAGAUGAGUCCACCAUAGUGAAUGAAAUCACCCUAGCACAGCUGGCCAAGAGCAGCAUUGUGGCACGGACUCAGAAGUUAGAAGACCAGGAGGAGGAAAGCUUACAUCAUCCAUUUAAGAAGGACAUUGAGUCAUGCACAGGUUCUUGCCUUCUUGGUGCCCCUCAGAAAGCACAAGACCCCUCCUCUGCUGGAUGUGAUCAAAUACGUGGUGCCUUUGCAAAGAAAGAAAUGCUUCCUUUAAAGAAGCAGCCCCAUCGAACUUGUAAGAAAGUUUCCAGUCAGGAGCAAAACAGUGUGGGGAGAAAAAUAGGUAAAAUCAGAAGUUCUGCCUUUUUAAAGAGUUCCUCCGAUCCCAUCCCAACAAAAGCACACAGACUUCUCAGUUUGUGUACUGUGUCUGCACCUACACGAUUAGAACCUGAAACAGCACCUACCAAGAGCUUGAUUAGCCACAUACCAAAGCAGACGACUACACCAUGCCAUCCCUUGAGGAGCCCGAAUUUUAGGAAGCCUACCAAAGAAUCAGCCUUACUAGACAAGCUGUCCAUCCUUGCCUCCAAACUGGCCCCAGCCAUGAAGACUCAGAAGCUAAGAUACCAACGGUAUUACUCUGAACUUCCAAUGGCUAAAAGCUAUAAGCGCCUCAGAUACAAAAGGCUCCUGGAUGGAUUUUCAUACAACACAGCACAGCUGAAUCCAUAUUUGGCAGCUAGUGGAUGGGAUAAGAGGCCUGACAGUAAUCCCAUGGCACUUUAUUCUCUUGAAUCCAUCAAGAUGAGCUUCAUAGAUUUGAGCAAGAUGCCGUCACUGCUGUUUGGUUCUGAAAUCUUCCCAGUAUCCUUUCAUGUGAAAUCAUCCAGCUCAGAUUGCAUGACUGAGUCCUCAAGGACUUUUCCUGAGCACUGUGCUCCGGCAAGGCUUGCCUUAGGAGAGGCCCUCCAGUGCCCGUCUCAACCUCCCAAGUGGACCUUUUCUUUCUUCUUGUCCCACAGUUGCCCUGGGAUGGCCACAUUCAGGGAAGACACUGGCGUCCAUAGUCAGACCCACACUCAGGCUCUUCUUCAGCCUCCAGCUCCUCUCCAAGACUAUGGAGGCACUGCCAUAGUCCAGACCAGAGCCAACUGCUCUGUCCUUGGCCUUCACACACUUCUAGCACUUUGCUCCCCGGGAUGUUACCGAAUCUGGACAAAAAAACGGAACUUCUCCAGCCACAUGCCUACCAUGCAGAGGCUCUUCAUGACCCACUUUACACAGGGAUUGAAAGGGCUGCGGUCUCCAUCCUCCAUAGCAGACAAGGUCUUCUGUUCUCUGCCCUACUCGGUGGGCAGAGUGCUGUCCAUUUGGAGCCACCACGGGCCUUCUGCAUGCUCCUUCGAAAUCUCUUCUCUUCAUUCCACUCACAGCAAGCGGCAAUCAAGUCUCGGCACCACAAGCAGCCACACCAUGUUACCAUAUGUGCCUCUUCCAGGCAUGGAAGCUACAUAUAACACCAGCGGCAGUCAGACGAGGUUGGAGCCUCCAUUCCCUGCCUUGGUACCAAAGUCUUGCUUGGUAGCAGAAGCAGCUGUCAGCAAGCUCCUGCUUUCAGCCUCUGAGUUCCAAGUUCCUGGGUUGGAUGAGCUGGAUGGUGUGACAGCAGCAUGCCCCUGCCCACAGAGCAGCCCUCAGGAACAGAAAGAGGCUGAGCCAGAGAAGAGGCCAAAGAAAGUCUCACAGAUUCGCAUCCGGAAAACUAUUCCUAGGCCAGAUCCUAAUCUUACCCCCAUGGGCCUUCCUCGACCCAAAAGGUUAAAGAAGAAAGAAUUUAGUUUAGAAGAAAUAUAUACCAACAAGAAUUAUAAAUCUCCUCCUGCAAACAGGUGUUUAGAGACCAUCUUUGAGGAACCCAAGGAACGAAAUGGUACGCUAAUCUCAAUCAGCCAACAGAAGAGGAAGCGAGUUCUAGAAUUUCAGGAUUUUACAGUCCCACGAAAGAGGAGAGCUCGAGGUAAAGUCAAGGUGGCAGGCAGCUUUACGAGGGCCCAGAAGGCAGCUGUGCAGAGUCAAGAGCUGGAUGCUCUUUUGAUACAGAAACUAAUGGAACUGGAGACCUUCUUUGCCAAGGAAGAGGAGCAGGAACGAUCAUCAGGUUGUUGAGGGGCAAUUCAGUUUCGAGGUCUCAAUUAUAGUUUGGUUUUUUUUUGGACCUCCUUGGAAGAGGUUGCCUAAUUUUGCCCUACCGCCAAACCACUCAGAAAUGCACAGUCCUUGAAUUUUUACCUAUUUCAAGGUGCAACCUUUUUAGAAACUGGCGAAGGAGGGUCCUCUACUUUUACUGCUGAGUAUAGAACCUCAGGAAUGCUCCCUUUCUCCUGGAAAUGGACCUGAACGACAUCCAGCCUCCUCCUCUCAGUCCCUGCCAUCCAUAGGAGGAAGCAGCAGCCUAUCUUCAGUAACACUAGGAUUCCAAGGACUCACAGGAUUUGCACGUCCAUAUGAAAGUUCCACUUUGUUUAUGGUGGUGCUAGACCAAGAUUAUUAGAAACGCGGCCUAGGGAGGGGGACCUGGCGUCCUGUCCUGCGUGGUCUAACUGGCUCAUUUCAGUAGUUGAGGAAAGAUGAGCUGUUGUGUUUUCUAAUCUUUUGUCUGCCCAGAACCUGUUGAUGUGAGUAUAUGUGAGAGAGAGAGAGAGAGAGAGAGAGUGUGUGUGUGUGUGUGUGUGUGUGUGUAUGUGUGGCUUUUUCCCAUCGUUUUCUCCCCUCUGUGACUGUGGGUCACUAGUGCCAGAGGAGCCCGUCCAGGCCCCAUUCGAAGUAAGUUGCACUUUUUAAUGUUGUGGUGUGGAUUAUUUUCAUUUGUUUUAUUUUUUCUUUUCUUUUUUGUUUUUCUUUUCUGUUUUGUUUUUGUACUAUUAUUGCUGCAUGUUUGGAGCCUUUAAAUGUGAUUUUAGAACAAUUUUUUAAGGAGAAAAACAAUACAUGUCUUAAGAAUACAUGAUAGGCAUUUGACCCAGUUGAUCGGUGCAUGGAAGAGACAUUUUCCUAUUCAUGUGUUUCAGGCAAUCCCUUCCCCAUCUCCAGUUUCUAGUGUAACUCAUUAGAGGGAGCACUUUUUUGGGUUCUUAUUCUUGCCCACCAAGUACAUGUAUUUAUUUUCGUGGUUUAAGUAAAAGCAGGUUUCUCUCCUGAUCAUUGAGAAAAUACUAAGGUUGGGUGUGGUCUUAAUGGUUUUUAUCUGAAAUGGCGUUAGGUAACAAAAUUGAGUACAACGGCACGGGCUGUGAUACAGGCUGACCCAGAGUGUUUGCGGCUCUCCAGGCAGCUUGCUUCAAGAGUGGAGAGAGCAGGAGAAGGAUGCCCAUUGAGGGCUACCUCAUUGUACCCUGGGCUCCUAUGUCACAUCUGCUGGAACUGUUGAAUGCCAGAGUUAACCAAGUUUCUGAGUUUGUGACUACAGGAGUCUGGGCAGAGAGAUGCUGUGGAUCAGCAGCCUCAAGUUCUUGUUUCUUUUCCAUUGAAGUCCUGUGUGCCCAUAUCCCGCUCCCCUUCCCCUCCUCUAGGGGUUUCUGUUUCUCUCUCUCUCAAAACAAGAGUUUAGAGAAUUAACAUUCCUUGGCUGGUGAGUGGGAUGCUAAAGUCAGCAUCAGGACACCAGCAUCACCUCUUCCAUCCUCCUGGGAGCCACUGCCAUGGAGCAGCCACCUCUGGGAAGUGUCAGAGUUUUAGAGACAUUUCCAAGUCAGUCUGUUAGAGUGAGUGGCAUAGCCUGGAAUGUUGGCCAGCUCUCCUAGGUUUCUUUUACUUCCCCAUUUGCUAGUGGAUGGGGAGAUGGGGUGGGGGUGGGGGGGUCUCUAUGUGCCUUGCCUUUGCAGGUUGACAGUCUAUGCCACACUGGAGCAGAAAAACUGACAUGAGCCAGAAAGAAAAGUGUGCCACGUCUGUCUUCUCGGCCCACUGCCUCGAACAUAGCAUUGAGACAAAUACACAUCCAUGGAGGCUUCCAAGGCCAUGGCCAAAUACAAUUAGAAGAGGGCCAGGUUUUCACACUGGCUCUGAAUGAUGCUAAUCAGAUUCUGUCAUUCUACAUCCACUUUGCCCAGACUGUGUAGACACGACCUGUGUUUCAUCCAGUACCUCUCCCUUUCUGGGACAGGGUUCUUAGACACUAAAUGUUUCUCUCUGACUUCUUUGCUUGAGGGAGUGGGAUGAAUAGUACAUUGUGCCCUUGUCCAGGCAUGUUUAGGGAGCUCCUGCUGGACAGGUUGCAGACUAGCAGUGAGUCAAAAGAGCCCUGUUUGCCAGCUCUGUUGCCAUUGUAGAUGCAGUGAUGUGGCAGCUGUGUUUCCCAGAGACAACAGUGGAGGUUGGCACAGCUGUGGUAUCAUGGCAGAGAUAGUUUCAGCUGUGCACAUUACAGGCGUGGCACUCAAAGGGCCAGGAGCAGCAGUUUGGAACAUGGGUGCCUGGGAACAGGGGACUGGAUGAAACAGCUGAGCUAGCUGAGCCCCUUCCUUGUCCUGACAGUGUAGAAGAGAAGUUGCUCUGAGGCCAGCCCUGCCCUUUGUUGAAAUUCUUGGCCUACCCUCUGGCUAGGGCCCUUCCCCUGCUCCAAAGUUGAGAAGGGGGUCUCCCUACAGCAAACUUGAAAUUACACCUGAAGGUGAUGUAUAUACAUAGGCUCCAGCUGCGCUCAGCCACACCUGUCUUAACUUUCAGUUUCACCACUGACCUAGCCAGCCACAAUGCCGUCGGGUCCUCCAGGCCUGAAGUCCCUAACCACGAUGGGACAUGGUUAUCGGCUGCUGGCAUACCACCUACCUGCCUAGAGCUACAGGAGGCCUGGUUCUGGGAUGGAGUUGGUACAGAUUCUGAUUAUGGGAACUUCCCUCCCCAAGUGGUGGGAAGUUACAGUUAAUUACAACUUAGCUAUCACUCACCUCUGGAGGGUUAGUGUUUUUAAUAUGGGAAAGAGGAGAAAUCUCAGGUCCAAUCAGGGUUCUGCCCAUCAGCUUUUCACUGAAACUUUGAAAUGGUUUUUUUUUUUCCAUUUUUAAGUUUCUAGCUGUGUUUGCCUCCUCCCCCCACAUUCCCUCCUCCUCUUUUUUGCUUUUGGUCCCCUUUCCAGUCUCACGUCUCCAUGAAUUCGAUGUACCUCAUCGCCUGUUAAAGCAGAUCAUGUCCACUUUUCUUACUGACCUUACUCUAAGCUAUGGCAGCGGAGGGAGGUACAGUGAAAAGACAUGUAGCAUUUGCCUUAUUCGGAGCCUGAAGAGCCCAGAAACUCAUGCUGUGAAUCCCAAAACUCGGCGCUCCUCAAGAGCUGUGAAAAUCAUGAUACUUUGUCACAAUUUUGCCUGAAAGGGUCUUUGGCAUGGGUGCCAGAGCCAACCUGAGGUCCAUUCCAGAUCCCACUCUCUGGGUGUGAGACCUCCUGAGUGGCUCCUUCCUCACCCACUGGGCCAAGAGCAGCAGGGAUUGUGCAGGAUGGCAGCAGCAGAUCCAAGGCCGCAGUGCAGCCCAUGGAAUGCAUGGCCGUCACUCUGUCUCCAGGCUGGGAUUCCGUCUCAUAAUCAAUGCCAUGUACAUUAAGAUCCAUGAAAGACCAACUUUUAGGCAGUGAUGCUUGCCUCCCAUUCCCUGGGGGUGGGGGGAGUAUGCAGUUGGUGCUUUCCUUAAUUCCCUUGUUCUGUUUUGUUUCUGUAAGCUUUUCCCCUGGUAUCAUGGAAAGGACCUCUUAAAUAACCACAUUGUGGGUGGCUGUAUCCAAAGUUUAAAUAAUUGGCCAGAAGUACAGAAUAUCCUUUCCUGGAUUCAUGUCAGGAAAGGGCUCCUUGCCAGAACUGAACUUGUUAUAUAAAAACCUGGCUAGGGAGAUUUAAUUUUACUAAAAUUACAGUUUAAUGCUACCAUCUAGCUACAAAUUGAGCAACAAAAGCUAUCCAGAUGAUGAAGCGGGGUCCCCGUUGAGCAGGACAUCUAGCAUAGUGUGCUCUCAGAUUUUAUGCUUGUUGAUUGUGUGUCUUCCCAAGCCCCUCUCUGGUGCUGAAUUGGAUUUGGAUUCUUGGUGAGAAGUCUUAGCAUCUCCUUGGGCUGGUCUGGGCCAGUAAAAAUCGCUGCCUGACAUGUUUCUAUAUUAUCAUGGUCAGUAGUUCAGUGAAAUUUGUACAUUUUUGGUAACAUUGGCAUACGUGAUGCCCCUGCAGUUUCUUUUCUGUUUGGUAGUUUGUGACUCUAAAAUUUCCAUUGUUAUGUGUGUUAAUUUAUGAAAAUAAAUUUUUUUGAAAACCUUUCAAA
Sapajus apella (tufted capuchin) is the source of this 11657-nucleotide messenger RNA. RefSeq names its product proline rich 14 like (gene PRR14L). The transcript has 10 exons. The coding region runs from base 1098 to 7520 and encodes 2140 amino acids. The record is from RefSeq and is a predicted model, not a curated record. Lineage: Eukaryota; Metazoa; Chordata; Mammalia; Primates; Cebidae.